CUGUCCCUCCCAAAGCUGAAAGUACAUCGGCUGCUGAGCUGUUGCACAGUCAUUCCUCUUCAGCACCACCAUGCCUAAGUGUCCCAAGUGCCAGAAAGAAGUCUAUUUUGCUGAGAAGGUGACUUCUCUAAAUAAAGAUUGGCACAGACCAUGCCUACGAUGUGAGAAGUGCAACAAGACCCUAACUCCCGGUAGCCACGCUGAGCAUGAUGGAAAACCUUACUGCAAUCAGCCAUGUUAUGCUGCACUCUUCGGACCAAAAGGGUUUGGUCGUGGUGGAACAGAAAGUCACACUUUCAAAUAAAUAAGGCUGAUGGGGAACAGUAUCCAGAAGAAUUCUGCAUCUACUAGAAAUUUGUCUCAACCUGCCUCUUAUUGAUACACCACUAUACAUGUACACAUAACAGUGAUCUAAUGCUUUGACCAGAAUAUUUUCUGUGCCAAUAGUUACAAAAGUUGGAUAUCUUGAAUAUGGCUAAAACCUACAAACAAUGACUAUUGUAAUAAUUGCUUAUAUUUUUUAUAUAUAAAGUCAAAACACUAUGCAGGUGUAUAUGAUUAUUACUGAAUAAAGUUAAAAACUUGCAAAAAGAUAA
This is a messenger RNA of Pseudophryne corroboree (corroboree frog), 596 nucleotides long. It is a transcript of the gene CRIP1, whose product is annotated as cysteine rich protein 1. The transcript is spliced from 5 exons. NCBI's taxonomy places the organism in Eukaryota, Metazoa, Chordata, Amphibia, Anura, Myobatrachidae. Gene Ontology annotation, biological process: regulation of gene expression; intrinsic apoptotic signaling pathway in response to DNA damage. Gene Ontology annotation, molecular function: zinc ion binding. Bases 71 to 304 code for a protein of 77 amino acids. The record is from RefSeq and is a predicted model, not a curated record.